AGUAACGGUUGUUAAUUCUUCCUGAACAAGCUCGUGAAUUGGUUUCCGGUUGCUUUUCAUCUUCAGCUCUCACCGCAAUAUCGGAGGAAAAUUCUAAUAUAACGAAAAAUCCCAAGAAACAAGUAACAAAAAUCAAAUAAAGCAGCUGCCCUCAUCACAACCUCAAGAAUGUCAAUUUGCCUCGGAGAAAGCAACCUCUCAGUAGAUCCGAAGCAGUCUUCCAAAAAAUCAUCUCGAUUGAUUCAUAAUUACUCCGAAGCCCAGAACAUUCCCGAUGCCCUUGCACUAAAGACAAGGGGAUACAUUCUUGGACGCCGUAUAGCCAAGGGAACGUUCGCAACGGUUUGGCGUGCCAAAUAUUACGCACAGGACAAUGGUGGCGUUCGGAAACCUUUGGAAUUGGCCUGCAAAAUUGUGGACGAAAGCAAAGCGAAGGAGAUCGCGGAAAAAUUUCUCCCCCGAGAAUUACACGUUCUUGGACGGAUAAGUCAUUCCAACAUUAUUCAAACGCACCGUAUUAUGAGAAGAGGUCACCGUGUGUUUAUAUUUAUGCGACUGGCCGAAAGGGGUGACUUACUGAGCUACAUUCGCGAGUAUGGAGCGAUUCCGGAGCUGCAGUCUAAGGUAUGGUUCUUCCAAAUGGCGGAUGCCAUUCGGUACUUGCACCACCUGAACAUCGCUCAUCGGGAUAUCAAGUGCGAAAAUGUUCUAAUCACGAGGACUAUGAACGUGAAACUGUCCGACUUUGGAUUCGCGCGAACCUGUAUGGAUGAGAUAGGCCGCGUCGUUAUGUCGGAGACGUUCUGUGGUUCUACUGCUUACGCAUCGCCUGAAGUUGUCGGUGGGAAGGCGUACGAUCCGAAAGCUGCCGACAUGUGGUCCCUCGGGGUGGUACUGUUCAUCAUGCUGAAUGGGACGAUGCCGUUCGAUGAGAGUAAUCUCAAGAAGAUGACGAAGAAGCAGCUUAAUCGGCAGAUUAGCUUCGAGCCGCUGGUGGAGCAGGUCAUUUCGCUGGAGGCGAUUCGAUUGGUACGCAAUCUACUAGACCCGAAUCCGGACGAUCGGAUCAAUAUAGACGAGGUAAUGAAAACGCAGUGGGAGGUGAAUGCAGUUGCGAAUAAAAAUCUCUAAU
This is a messenger RNA of Toxorhynchites rutilus septentrionalis, 1132 nucleotides long. RefSeq names its product testis-specific serine/threonine-protein kinase 1-like. The transcript has a single exon. Bases 169 to 1131 code for a protein of 320 amino acids. The record is from RefSeq and is a predicted model, not a curated record. Gene Ontology annotation, molecular function: tau-protein kinase activity; protein serine/threonine kinase activity; ATP binding. Lineage: Eukaryota; Metazoa; Arthropoda; Insecta; Diptera; Culicidae. Gene Ontology annotation, biological process: microtubule cytoskeleton organization; protein phosphorylation; intracellular signal transduction. Gene Ontology annotation, cellular component: cytoplasm.